AUGCGUCGAUGCGCGCGCCUCGCCGCGCUCCUCCUCCUCCUCGUCGCCGACACCGUCGCCUCCUCCCGCACGGAGGCCACGUCCACGUCCACGGCCACGCCCAGCGGCGCCCCGGGGUCGGCGGGCGCCCCGGACGGCGUGCCGUCGGAGCCCCUGCCGCCGUGCCUGGAGGAGCUGCUGCCGUGCACGGCGUACCUCAAGACCUCCAAGCACCCCUCGCCGACGUGCUGCACCGCCAUGCACAACGCCGCCGCCGCCGAGAUGCCGUGCCUCUGCCACCUCUUCGCCGACCCGAAGCUGCUCACCAUCUUCAACGUCACCCGGGACCAGAUGUUCAGGCUCCCCGCCCGCUGCGGUCUGCCCGUCGGCUGCCGCGCCGGGGCCUCCCAAGACCACGACCCAGUCGUGGAAGCGCCGCCGCCGCCGGCAGGGACGCACCAGCACCAUCACGGUGGUGCUUCGUCGAGGAGCAGCGAGUUCUGGAGCGUCUGGGGCGUGGUCGCAUCGCUGGUGGUGCCCAUGGCUGCGGUAUUCUAGGCUGUUUUGGAUGAUCUCGAGCCGAUUCCUUUUU
Messenger RNA from Setaria italica (foxtail millet), 571 nucleotides. RefSeq lists its product as uncharacterized. Lineage: Eukaryota; Viridiplantae; Streptophyta; Magnoliopsida; Poales; Poaceae. The record is from RefSeq and is a predicted model, not a curated record. The transcript is spliced from 2 exons. The coding region runs from base 1 to 537 and encodes 178 amino acids.